This is a messenger RNA of Racocetra persica, 258 nucleotides long. The record is from the annotation of a GenBank genome assembly. Lineage: Eukaryota; Fungi; Glomeromycota; Glomeromycetes; Diversisporales; Gigasporaceae.
AUGAAUAACUCAAAUUUAAAUUGCAUAAAAGAAAAUGAGAAAUUUUAUAUUGUUCGAGAAUAUGCUAAUGGUGACUUCCGUGAUUAUAUUAAAAGUCAUUCUCCGAUCUCAUGGGUUAAAAAGUUAGAAUUAACACGUCAGAUAGUUAGUGGAUUGAGAUUUCUUCAUGAUAUUAAAGUUAUUCACUCCGAGCUGCAUCCGAACAAUAUAUUAAUGCAUUAUACAAUUCCAAAACUAACAAAUAUUGGAAUGUCUAAA